Molecule: messenger RNA, 4599 nt
Organism: Daphnia magna
Lineage: Eukaryota; Metazoa; Arthropoda; Branchiopoda; Diplostraca; Daphniidae
Exons: 16
Coding region: 366-3740 (1124 amino acids)
Molecular function (GO): 3',5'-cyclic-AMP phosphodiesterase activity
Source: RefSeq, a predicted model, not a curated record
AAUAAUCCCCCAAAAAAAACGACCGAGGCUGUUGCUUACUGUUAUAGCUCCAUUCCGUCGAGCUCCCGUCAAGUCUGACGAUCUCUAAAAAGGCCAACGGAUGGCACGAGUACAAGUAUGGAAAGACCCAUUCCGAGCCACAGUAGAUGCUUCCCUUCAUAGUUUAGACAUUGGGCAGACACGUUUCUUUUUUCUCUCAUUCUCUCUCUCCUUCUUGUGUACAAUAAUAUAUCGUAUAGGGGAUCGGUAGUGUCGACUAAAAAAGGAGUCUGUCGCUGAACACCAUUGAUCUGAGCUGUGACGGUAACAUCGCUGUGCACGCAGCCUCCCUUCCAAUCGUUUGCCAGGAGAUAUUGUGUGACAGGAUGAGGGAGUGUCGCCAGUGUUGCAGAGGAUGCGCACUCGAAUCAGUGGAUCGCCCGCUCCAUCUUUCCGUAGUCAUAGUAAUCGUGAAAAAAAAAAGAGUAAAGAAAAAAAAAAAGAAAAAAGAAUUAGAAAAAUUUCGUUUUCCAGUCCGGAGCGGAAACACUGGCAGGAUUGACUCACAGCUUUUCGCUUUUACAGUAUAUCAAUUUUACGGUCGAACAGUUGUAAAAAAUCCCAUCCAGUUUACAUUGAAAAGAAAGAAGGAGAGACAAGCAAGAAAAAUAAAUUGUCAACAUGGUGAAUCGGUGAAUCAUGUAGGAGGACGACGACGACCGACGAUAAGCGAUGCUUGUCAGUGUGGGUGUUACGUCAGUGAUGGGAUGACAGUGAAUUUCCGCAGUGAAUUAUUUGAUACGAAUCGUCAACUCGCAAUGCCCAACUUGUGGCGAAUGGUUGGUAGAUGUUUCUGUGGCUGCCCUCGAUCGUCCGAAUCCAAAACGGCCGAUUCGCAUUCCACUUUCGUUGAAAGCAAAGCUUCGUUCACCUUUACCGAGAGACCUGCAUGGAAUAAGGAACAGCUGAAAGGUCGUCAAGUCACUAGCCCAUCUACGAGCAAGCCCCUCCACAUGCCAGAUCUAGCCGAAGAAUCUAAAUCUCAGUCGCUCGAGAAGCAGGUGCGCCCAUGCUGGUCUCACAGCGGUCGGUUUCUCACGCUGCAUAAACGACGAAAAAAAAGGCCACCCACUCGGGCUAUGACGUCGGACCAGGCCCUCCUUGAUGACCUCUAUCAUGGCCCCACGCAUGUACUUUUGGCAAGAAUUAGCGAGUGGCCUUUUAAUGCUUUCGCCCUGGACAGAGCCACUGGGGGACGACCUCUGCCGACGCUCUGUUUCCAUCUUUUCCACCAUUACGGACUCAUGGCACACUUUCAGCUUGAUCCUGUCAAAGUCUGGAAGUUUUUUAGUUUAGUAGAAGAGGGCUAUCACAGCAACAAUCCUUAUCACAAUGCCAUCCAUGCCGCCGAUGUCACUCAAGCCAUGCACUGCUUUCUUCAAGAAGAAAAGAUGCGUCGUCAUUUAACUCCACUGGAAAUAGCCGCCUCACUAAUUGCUGCCAUGGCUCAUGAUCUGGACCAUCCUGGCGUUAAUCAACCAUUUUUAGUGGCCACUUCCAAUCAUUUAGCGUCUCUCUAUAAAAAUGCAUCGGUUCUCGAAAAUCACCAUUGGCGGUCGGCUAUGGCUUGUUUAAUGGAAAGUGGGAUGAUGGACGGUCUUGAGCGCAGUUCAGCCAACGAAUUGCAGCGCCAAAUCCAGUCGCUUAUUUUGGCUACAGAUAUCGCUCGGCAACAAGAAUUUCUCGGCGCUUUUCAACGUUUUUUGAACGAUGGCUCGUUGGAUAUGCGGACAGGGGAUCAUCGUCACUUUAUGCUGCAGAUCGCACUCAAGUGCGCUGACAUUUGUAACCCCUGCCGUCCCUGGGAAGUGAGCCGCGCCUGGAGUUUGCAAGUCAGUGAGGAAUUCUAUCGGCAAGGCGAUUUGGAACGACGACUGGGUUUGCCGGUCACACCACUCAAUGACCGCUUAACCUCCUCCGUCUCUAAGAUCCAGACUGGUUUUUUCCGUUUUAUUGCCGCGCCGCUUUUCGAAGAAUGGCAUCGUUUUCAAGCUACUCCUCUCUCGUGGAACAUGUUGAACUACCUCCGCUCCAACAAACUUAAAUGGGAUUCCAUCUUGAACGGCGAAGAAACGGGUGACGCAAGUUUGGCCGAGCAUCAGCUCCGCGAUCCGGCUUGGUCGGAACUUGGCGUUUUGGAAAUGGGUAUCGAAAAAAUCCACUUGAGGAGGGCCUCGCUACCUGCCGGGCGUUCUGGUCUGUGGACGUCGAACACUGCCAAUUCUUCUCGAGUGUCGGAUGUCGAACGUUCAAUGGAGGAGGACGGCUGUAACGUCGUCACGGAGUCUUCUGAUGUAGAAUCUCACCCGCUUCGAUCUCUGUUACCGGUUGAAAACCACGAUGAUUCCAGCCUGCCUGAUUCUGUCCCUAGCGACACGCAGACAGCAGAUAUUUCUGGACUUCCUCUUGGUCUUCCAGCACGCCUACCUCACCGGCGCGAGAGUCUUCCGUUCAAUUUUCCUGAUCGCACUCGAAUCGAGUACAUUCAGAGACAGGGACGACGGGAGAGUCUGCCGACCGAUUGUUCAGGAAUUUUGAAUGCUUGCGACGUUCUUCCAGAAUUGAAUAUCACCUCAAUGACGCCUCUGCCUUUAAAGAAGGAGAAGAGGGUUAGUCAGCCCCAUUGCGUUCAACCAGCUACCUCUAUUCCGUCCACUUCUUCAGAUCAAACUUUCGGAUGCGCAGAUGAAAAGGAGAAUAUCGUUUCGACUGCCUAUCUCAAAACGGAAACGUCCCGAUUAACAUUAAGAAGAGGAUCUGCCCCAACUGCCCUGCAUCCGCUAAACUGGCUGGAUAGUCCGCGCAGCAAACGAAAUUCUUCGAUGACGCACUUUGGACGUCAGGGUUCACUCAGAUUGACAAACUUGGACCAAAGCGAGCCAGGUCUUCGGCGGCGCGGAUCGUUGCCAUAUGAACUUGGUAGAAAACUCUCUGGUCACGAUUGCGUCGUUGGUCGACUCAUUCCAGAGACUUCCGAUUGCGCAAAAAUUGACGUAGGAGUAAGACGUGGCUCGGCUCCUUCGGAUUUGCUUCGUAACACGGGCGCUUCCAUUGCCAGUUGCUGGAUCCAGCUUCGCGAUCGAGUGAAAAUGAAGGGUAAAGAGAUUGCCCUGAGUACCGGGACUGGGUUGAUGAAUGACGGUGGAUGUGGUUUUGCCGUGCGUGAAUGCAGAAGGCGCUCACUUCGACGGCGUCGCUCGGGAGGUCCAGAACUUUUUGCUUCUGUUGUUCGUCGUGGCAACAAUUUUCCUUCCACUCAACUACCUCCACUACCUCAAAGUGCGACAUGCACUCAUGCCAAAUUAAAGCAGAGGACGUCUUCGUUGUCGCCACCGGAAAGUAUCAAUCCUAUAGUAGGAUCUGGAGAUUGUCAUCGUGAUUGGCUUCUGCUAGGAAGGCGCGGUUCUGGUGCACUUGAACUCUUGGCUGGACUCUGGCGCCAGAAUCGUGAUCGAUCUGAACGCUCCAGUUUUGAAUCAGAUGAUUCUCUUUUAAUAUUUCCUUCUUAUAAAGGACCCCACCGUCAGCGGUUGUCAAUGGAUUCUUCUUCGUCAUCAGACGGUAUCCCAUGCUCAGCCCUAGAAGAGUACUGCCAUUUGGUGGGGCAUGGGAGGACUCAGCGAAGAGGGUCAUGCCCAACCGACCAUUCCGUUUUAUCAGGAAGCUCCAAUGCGAAUUUGACGCAGUUAAGCAGGAGAUAACACAUCGCGUUCAUGGAUCGAGUGUUCGUCGGCAGUUUCUCACUCUAUUUUGAUGGAAUAUUUUUAUACAUGAUUUAUUUUCUUUUUUAAAAAUGAAGCUCAGUGUUGAUGUCUUUAAACAGAAACUCUCAUCCUUUUACUUUCUUUCAACGGCUGAAUGUUUUUGCUCAACAAAAAUGACAAACGAAAUUCCACCAAAAAAAAAAAUUGGAGAAGAACAUGAUGAGAAUGCGUUGUUGUCAAGCGUUUUUUUUAUGUUUCCAGGGGAUUGCUGGCUCCCGUCGAUUGUGUUGCUUGUAUUGUGUGCAUCUUCUCUGGAUACUUUUCGUUCCUGAGUCGUGCGUGUAAAACUUCCUGUUCCCGUGCAGUUUAGAGAGACUGAAGUGGCAAGCGAACGAUAAAAAAACAAACAAAGAUUGUUCCUACCACCUGUAUGUCUGGUUCACUUCACAUUCCGUCAUGUUGUAGCCAAAUUUAGAUUUUACUUUUCACUUCACUGCCUUUCUUUUUCUCUUACCUCCCCUUUUUUUCAUUUUUUUUUUUUGUUCAAUAUUUUGUUAAACAAAUGCAUCUAAAUUUUAUGUCAAGAAAAGAAAAACACAACCAGAACACAAAGAAAAAAAAAUCUUUAAAUUCUCAAAGAUAGCUGACUCCUGGCCCUCGAUACAAGCAUUUUAUUUUAUACACACCUACACCCAAUCCCCGUCAGUCGAGUACACUUUAUGUCAGAGUUCAAAUUUAAUCGCUGGGUAUGUGUUGGGCGUCCUUUUUUCCAUUUUUCAAGCUUCGUCCACGUUAACUGUAUGGUAUUGUCUCGGAAAAAAAAAUUUAUUUAAAUACACGUUUUUCCUAUCAAAAA